AUGAAAACGUUUUUCGCCUUUGCUGGAUCUCCACAGUACAAUAAAAAUAAUCAAAAACCGUGUAUUGGUCAAAUGGACGUGAAUAAAAUAUCUCUUGGUAAUACAAUAAUUCACGAAGAUAGUAUAUCUGACAACGUAUUUAGUCAAACGACCUCAUAUAAAGAUAAAAGUAACACAGACAAAUACUGCACACGAAUUGAAGAAAUGCAAAACAAUAAGCCAACAUUCGAUAAAAUGAAGAACUCAGAGUUUAACAACAACAAUUCAAUACAGUCCACAGAAGACACCGUUUGUUCGUCAGUUACUUCUUUGAGAGAAAAAUCAACUGGAGCUUUAAGGCUGAUGAAUCACUUUGGAGAACCACAUUUAAUUAAUCCAACAACAGAAAUAAAUGAAGUCUUAAAUUUCUCCACGCUCAUUUCUAACUCUACAUUAUGGUUGACACAUUUGAUGAAAAACCAGUCGUCAAUACCUCCACCAACAUAUCCAGUGAGGUGGUUAAUUGGCAAUUCCUCUACUAAUCAACUUAACAGAGAAAUUUCAAACCCUAAGUCUCAUUCAGCUUUGCGAAACAAUGAAAGUCAAUCGGAAGAUGAUAAGCUGAGAUUCAACUUCAUGAGUAAUGAUAUGCAACAAUUUGCAGAUAAAGCAUUCAUUCCUUUUGUGAAGAAUAAAUCCUCGAUGGAAGCUGACCAUAUGAUUGGCCAAUCAAACUCAAAUGAACCAGAUAUAUAUACAUGUUCUGAGUCAUAUAACUUGCCUAAACCAGACUCAACAUCUGAACACUCUGCAACUGUAGAAAUAAAUGAAUUCACUACAAAAUUUCGGGAUAUCAAACGUGUUAGUCACAACGGAUUGUACUGUAUCGUUUGUGGAGAUAUUAGUAGUGGAAAGCACUAUGGUAUCUUAGCGUGUAAUGGGUGUAGUGGAUUUUUCAAGCGUUCAGUAAGAAGAAAACUCAUAUACAGGUGUCAAGCGGGUAACGGCUUAUGCAUAAUUGAUAAAGCACACAGGAACCAAUGUCAAGCAUGUCGACUGAAAAAGUGUAUACGUAUGGGAAUGAAUAAAGAUGCUGUCCAAAAUGAACGCCAGCCAAGAAACAGUUCUCAGUUUAAUGCUCAUGGUUAUACAACAAGUAAACGUCAAAACUUCGGGAUAUCACAUUCACCAGAUGAUAAAACGUUCCAUUCUACAUGCGAUAACCAUCAGUGA
This is a messenger RNA of Trichobilharzia regenti, 1212 nucleotides long. Lineage: Eukaryota; Metazoa; Platyhelminthes; Trematoda; Strigeidida; Schistosomatidae. The record is from the annotation of a GenBank genome assembly.